CGUUGGACGCAAAACAACAUCAACAAACAGUCAAAAAAGGCCCUUUUUUCCCCUUUAUCGACUGAUAUCGUCAUUCUCCCCACUCUUUACAAUGGCAUCCCGGCUUCUUUCAAAUACCUUCCCUGUCAAGGCUAGCUUGACUAAGCAGUUCGUUCGUCCCUUGGCUACCGCUGCCAAGCAGGCUGUCGCUACCCGCACCACUGUCCUCCCCAACGGCCUUACCGUCGCCACCGAAGAGAACUCUCAGGCUGGUGCUGCUACUGUCGGUGUGUGGAUCGAUGCUGGUUCUCGUUCUGAGAAUGUCAAUGGCACUGCUAGCUUCCUUGAGAACGCUGCUGUCAAGCUUACCCACAAAGAAAAAAAAAAGAGCCAGGCCUCUGCCUUUGAGAAGUUGGGCGGUAUUCUCCGUUCAAACACCACCCGCGACCAGACUUUCUUUGCUGCCAAGACUCUUGGUGCCAACGCUGCUGCCUCUGUCGAAAUUAUCUCCAACAUCAUUCAGACCCCUGUCAGCUCUUCUGCCGUUGCUGCCUCGCGCGCCGAUGUAUUGAAGCAGCUCGCCGAGAUUGAUUCCAACCACGAGCAGGUUGUAUUCGACCAUUUGUAUGCCACCGCUUUCCAGGGAAGCUCAUUGAGCCGCCCUACUGCAGGUGUACCUGAAUCUGUUGAAAGUGUGACAGCCGAAGAAUUGGCUGCUUACCAGAAGACCAACUAUGCUGCUGAUCGUAUGGUUCUUGUUGGCUCCGGUGAUAUUUCUCACGAAGCCCUUGUCAAGCUUGCUGAACAGCACUUUGGUGCCAUUAACCCCGGUCAGGCUGUUGAGUCCAAGAAGCCUUACUUCACUGGCUCUGAGAUCCGUCUCCGUGACGAUUUGAUGCCCCAGGCACGCGUUGCAAUUGCUGUUGAGGGUGCUGCUGCCCUUAGCGAAGACUACUUCAACCUCUUGGUUAUGCAGGCUGUUAUUGGCUCUUGGGACCGCACUCUCGGUGCCGCUGCUCACCUUUCUUCCCGUCUUUCGACCAUCGUCAACAAGAACCACCUUGCUAACUCUUUCGCUUCAUUCACCAAGGGUCACAAGGACACUGGUUUGUUCGGUAUCUACUUUGAGUCCGAGAACAGAGAGCAGAUCGACGAUUUCGUUCACUUCUUGCAGAACGAGUGGGUCCGUCUUUCCACUUCUGUCACUGCUGGUGAAAUUGAGCGCGCAAAGCAACAGGUUAAGGCUGGUCUCCUCCUCAACCUCGACACUACCUGCUCUAUUGCCGGUGACAUUGGUUCCCAGAUCCUUACCAACGGCAAGCGUCUCACUGGUGAUGAGAUCAAGAGCACAAUCAAUAAGAUUACCGCUGCUGAUGUUCGUCGCACUGCUAACAAGUACCUCUGGGAUCAGGAAGUUGCUGUUGUCGGUCUCGGCCCUAUUGAAGGUUUGACUGACUACAACAGAGUCCGUGGUAACAUGGCUUACAACAGGUAA
Messenger RNA from Phycomyces blakesleeanus NRRL 1555(-), 1474 nucleotides. RefSeq names its product QCR1, core subunit of the ubiquinol-cytochrome c reductase complex. The transcript has 3 exons. The record is from RefSeq and is a predicted model, not a curated record. Gene Ontology annotation, cellular component: mitochondrion. Gene Ontology annotation, molecular function: metalloendopeptidase activity; metal ion binding. Lineage: Eukaryota; Fungi; Mucoromycota; Mucoromycetes; Mucorales; Phycomycetaceae. The coding region runs from base 92 to 1474 and encodes 460 amino acids.